This is a messenger RNA of Erythranthe guttata (spotted monkey flower), 1741 nucleotides long. NCBI's taxonomy places the organism in Eukaryota, Viridiplantae, Streptophyta, Magnoliopsida, Lamiales, Phrymaceae. The record is from RefSeq and is a predicted model, not a curated record.
UAAAGUGAAAAAAAUAGAAAUUUGUAGGGGUGAUGUGCCAUUUGCCCUUUUUAAUAUACAAUGUUGCGAUUUCAAAAUAGAAAAGAUUUUGGGAAAAUACAGAGUGAAACAAAAAACCCUCCAUUGAUUUUGGCGAAAGUGAAAACCCAUCGUCUUCAUCGCACACUCCUUCAGUUUCAAAGCCGAAUAGAUAAAUCCUUUCUUCUUUUCCCAUUUUGUUAUGGAGAAGAAAACAGAACAGCAGAGCAGAAAACGUCGGAAUCGCUCACACGUCGGAAUUGAUAGACUCAGCAGCUUGCCGGACAGAGUCCUCCGUCACAUUCUCUCUUUCCUCCCGACCAAAUCCUCCGUAAGAACCAGCAUUCUAGGUCAAAGAUGGAGGCAUCUCUGGGCCUACGUCCCCAAUUUAGAUUUCGACAACGAGAAUCAAGAAACCAUCAACAGGGUUAUGCUGCUGCGCAAAGUGCAAACCCUUCACACUUUCCUCCUCUAUCACAAGAUUAACUGCAGCCCCUAUCAAUUGGAUACAUGGGUUACCUUCGCCAUUCUACGGAACGUGCAAAAACUCCACCUUUACUUCCGCUAUCAAACUGCUCUGCCUCGAUGCCUCUUCACCUGCGAAACCCUAGUUAAUUUGACUCUCGAUUCUUGCGGUGUCGUCCCCUCAAGUGGUGCAGUGCGUUUGCCUCGCCUCAAAACGCUUCAUCUAUCGUUUGUUCAGUUCGAGGCGGACGAGUCACUCCCGCACCUUAUUUCCGGCUGCCCGGUUCUUGAGGAGUUGGUGAUGGAGUUCUUAUUGGAUAUGGUUCAUUGUUGUAUAUCUUCACCUACAAUCAAAUUCCUCGUGUUCAAUUUGGUCGCCGAUGGUAGAAAAAGGGUGGAGUUAAAUACCCCGGCCCUUGGAUUUCUCGAGAUGAGUGAUUCUUUCUCCGAUCAUAUCGAAUCCGGGGCGCUCAACUCUUUAUUCGGUGCGGAUAUCGAACUUCACAAUUUCGACAAAAAACGAGACGAUGUUCUUCACUCUCAAACCGUGCUGGAAUUUGUCGGCAGGCUUUGCAAUGUCAAACGCCUAAAACUGCAUUUAGCAUAUGAUAUAAGCAUUGUCGAUUCAUUACUCUCUGCUUGGACUGUAAGUUUUCGUAACUUAACCGAACUCAAAUUGGUAGCUGAUUACCGUUUCCUCUUAAAGAUGCUCGAAAAUGCCGAUAAUCUUCAAGUCCUUACUUUCUCCGAGUACUCCAAUGAAAUAGAACGCGCGGCAGAACCACCACAACAAGUGCCCACGUGCUUGUUAUCGCGUCUAAAAAUGGUAGAAUUCGGUUGCAUUGCAGGUCAUGCGUACGAGUUGGAAGUUAUAAGAUAUAUUUUGAGGUAUUCUAAAGUCUUGGAGAGGGUGAAAAUAGUAUACGGCCUUUGCAUCGGUUCAGAGGAAAAGAUUAAUAUGCUCCAAGAGAUCUCGCUCUUUCGACGAGGAUCCACUACAUGUGAAGUUGCCUUCGUUCGGUAUGCGGUAUAAAGUUUCCUUGAUGCCUAAAGAUUGUCUAUUGACUGAUUUCUAUAUUAAAUAUGUUGAAGUGUACGUUGUUGCUAGAUUGUUCCGGAGAUUUGCUUCGUCCUGGAUUUUUUUUGACAUUGAUCUUUAAGUUGUAAGGUUUCGAUGCUUUGUAUAUUUAUGUCAAAUUGGCAAAUGUUAUUUCGAAACUGUUUUAUCCAUUCAAUCUUGAAUGUGUUGCUUUUCGCU